This is a messenger RNA of Fragaria vesca subsp. vesca, 761 nucleotides long. Its product is annotated as cysteine-rich and transmembrane domain-containing protein 1-like. Lineage: Eukaryota; Viridiplantae; Streptophyta; Magnoliopsida; Rosales; Rosaceae. The transcript is spliced from 3 exons. Bases 135 to 488 code for a protein of 117 amino acids. The record is from RefSeq and is a predicted model, not a curated record.
GGUAACCUCUGUCUAAACCGACGCCAUUUUUUAUCUGCGAUAUAUUUUGGAUAGGUCAAAACGAAGUUCCUUUCUCUUUCAAACUUAUGUAUCACAGUUUUGAUCGAGUGAUUUGUUGACUAGCCAUAGCGAGAAUGAGUUACCACAACGUCGUUCAUGUUGCUCACCAAUCUAAUGAUCCCCCACCAGGGUAUCCAUCGGAUUAUCCUCAACGGCCUGAUUUUCUUCCACCGCAGCAGCCGGGGUUUCCAAACCCUUAUGAGUAUCCUGGCCCUCCUCCGCCUCAACCACCGCAUCAACACCAUCAGCGCUAUCAGGAUUACUUCUAUGAAGGCUACUCGCCGCCGCAUUCAGCUCAGCCCUUCAACCGCCAGCAUUACCAGAACAAUCCAUACGAGUAUGACAAUGGCUGCUCUGCUUUCCUCAAUACUUGUUUGGGUGCACUCUGCUGCUGCUGCAUUUUGGAGCGCUGCUGCUGCUUGUGGUAAUUGUCUUUGAAGCCUCUCCACUGCCCACAAGUAUCAUAUGAUUCUGCAAAGACUUUGUUCUGCCCUUCCGAAUCAAUGUAUGAUUCGAGAGCAUCAACAUCAAUUCUGUGUAGGAUUUGGAUCAUAAAUGUUUCACUGUUUCUUAAUACAUGUUUUGCAUCUAUCGUGUAUAUCACUGAACUGUAUAGUUGAUGUUGGCACAUAAACUUGUGGAGAUUUCCACAUCUUUUUAGACUUCUUCAUCCCUUUCGAUCAUAUGGUCUGGUCUCACUU